UUCACAGUAUUACUGUGUAUUAUUUUUGAUCGAUUAGAAUUGCGCAUGCGCUAAUGAGUAAAAUGGCUGCAGAGGAAAUAUACAUUGGAACUUGGAGGAUUGUGGAAUGUGUGUCAUUGGCAGGGACAGUUGAAACGACUGGGAUUGAAGGGACAGAGUUUGUUCUUGAUGAAGGAGGUGAUGUGGCAUGGAAAGUUGCAGAUGAUGUGGAACCUUUACCCUUCUUCAAUUGUGAAACAUAUGAGGUUAUUCCAGACAAACACUAUGGACAGAGAGCAAUUAAAUUCAUUGGUACCUAUGCUGGACUUGAAGUAAAUUUCAAGGUUGAGAUAUCAGAUGAUCUGAUGUUACUCACAUAUGAGAGAUGUUGUAUGCUACAAUGCCAGAAGGUAUCAUCCCCUGACCCAAAAGAUGAUGUUCCGUAUUCGUUCCUAGAUGCUCUAGAGGAGGGGUUCUUCUCGGAUCUAGUCAUCAAAGCUGAUACAGGCAAACAGUUCAAAGUUCACACAGCAAUUCUUUGUUUGACAACACCGGCAAUAGACUGGUCCAGAUCACCGACCCCGUUGACUGGUUUACCGGAGGAUGUUCUACAGUCUACUCUACACUUCCUGUAUGCUGAGUGCCUGCCACGUGGACUGUCAGAGGAGACGGCAAAGAAAUGUGUGAAAAUAAUGUCAAAAAUACCCGAGCUGGGCGGUUUUGUGAGAUUGUGUGAUACAUUCCUACAGAAUACAGCUCUUAAACAGCAGAUAACAAGCCUGGUGACAGACAUGCACUCAUCUGCUGAUAAGAUUAUAGAAAUGUUUAGUGGUGCUAACUCGAGUGAUGAUACCUCUAGUCAAACAGAUAAAAAUAUUGUGUCAAAUCCUGCCAAACUGUGUUAUGUUGUUAAACAAUGUCUGAGGGAGGCGGCUGUAGCUUUCUCCAAGUUACUGAUUCUCUGUGACUUGUAUUCAAGAAGAAAAUCUGAACUGUCCAGAGAGGAAAGAUAUGAUAUAAUAAAAUAUGCCAAAUCUAGGAUUCCAGUGUUUAUGAAACAGUGGGACCAGUUUUUAGAUGUGUGUAAGUCGCAGUUAUCUUCACUAAGUGUUCAAGAGAGACAAGAAGUAGCCACCUAUCUUGUACCAGAGAUUGAGGAGGCACUAGAUGUUCUUACCUCGUAUGUCACUGAUAGUAAAUCUGCACUAGAAAAAGUCAUUAGUGGAUCUGAGGAUGAAAAACAAGAAAAACCUGAAAAAUCAAAGAAAGGAAAUGUUGGAGAUGUCCUUGGUAAAACAUUAAAAACUGCAUUACAUUUACGUGAAUUAAAGAAAUUAAAGAAGUUAAAUGAAAGAUCAACCACUACAUUCUUCCAUUUUAUGCAGAAAAAAGAAUCAUUUUGUAUGGUAUCAACAGCGGAGAAAGUGAGAUGUAUAUCAAAAUUAAUAGACCAGCUAGGAGAUAUGGUUAGAGUUGCACAGACCAAAGUAGGUGAAUUGAUAGAAGAUAUUGACGUUAGAUUGACAUGGAGGGAUUGGAAAUAUAUAUUCAAACUGGGUACUUCCAAAAUUUCAUGGGCUAUAUGCAAAGCUUUAAAUAACAAAAAAAUGGUUCAGCCGUUAAUCAAACAAGCAUGUGAUAUGGUACAUCGUGAACAGUUUACCGCAUCUAUUACCUCCCUUGGUCUCCUUGAAACAGGGGCAGAGAACUCUGACCAACCUAGUUGUUCCAAAGAAUCUUCAAAUAAUUCAUCACAAAGUAAACAGAAAACAAGAUAUGUUCAAUUAAGUUCAGUGGAGUCUUUAUGUAUACCGCCGGAUGCUCGGGACUCUAAGAUGGCACAGAAGGCUCUCAAACUUUUACAUUCUAACAAAAAUACAGAUCUCAUCUUUGAAAUAAUUUUAGCACAUGAUAUUGGAGACACUGUGAUAGAUCAUACAUCUGGUCAACCUGUAGAGAGGACAGAAUCUGACAGAGAUGUCGAGAAGUUUGAGAUACCAGCUCAUAGGGUUGUCAUAGCAGCCAGAUGUGACUGGUUCCGACGUGCUCUCCUAAGUGGUAUGAGAGAAUCUAUAGACAGAAAAAUCACAGUCCAUGACACAAAUCCGGAGUUGUUCAAAAUGUUUUUGGAAUAUCUGUACAGCGGUCAGUUAGAAAUGAAUGAUCUGGCUACAGAACAGUUAGCUGAUAUGAUGACUUUAGCAGAUAGAUAUGAUACUGUAAGUUUACGUUCACGAUGUGAGCAUUCGUUAAAACACCACAUUGAUGAUGAUACCAUCUUCUAUCUGCUUAGUCUAGCUGAUCAACUUAAUGCUAAAAUACUCAAGGAAAGUUGUAUGUGUUAUGUAAGUGAGCGGCCAUCGUUAGCAAACAGUGAAGUGUUCCAAGAUCUACCUGAUCAUUUACAGAUGGAGGUGGAAGCUCUAACGUUAUCUAGUUUAGAUGGCCCGGUGCAUUCCAGUAUAGAUACUCCAAGUUCUGUGUCCAGCGUGUCAGAAAUGGAGGAAGUCCUUGACAGAAUGAAUCUUGAUUCAGGAGUCACGUCCAGUUCUUCAGAUGAAAUGUUCCCGUCACCAGAUUCGAGUCAGCUACAGGACUGUGUAGAAACCUUGCAAGACAUUGUUGGUGAUACGAUAUCGCACGACGCACUCGUGCGUGCUGCACUAGCGGCAGACUGUGACGCUAACCGAGCCAUGAACUUCCUGUUCGCGGAAUGAUGCCAGUAUUGUGAUGAAAAACUGAAAAUAUUAUUAUUAAUUUAUUUAUUGCUUUUAGAGUAAUGUUGGUCGGAUACUUUUAUGCAUUUAGUUUUAUAUUGUAGUAAAUGUGCUUGCCAAUGAUAAUGCUUUGUUCUUUUUUAAGAUGGACAAAGAAUUUGAAAUAUUUUUUAAAUAAUCGUGUUUAGAUAUCAAAUUUUUCCUUUCAGAGAUAAAAAAUAGCAACUUUUUUUCAAGUAUUUCAAGUUAUUUAUCAAAUAUAAAAUAAGAGUUUUAUACAAGAAUGUAUUACAUUGAGAGAUGUAAAAGUAAUACAUGUAAAAGAGCAUAUUAAAGUAUUCAGUUUACUUUAUUACUUUUAGAUAUUGUCACAUAAAGUUGUUUUUAUAUUUAAGGUUUUACUUCUCAGUAUCUUAAAAUAGAUCUUGUAAAAUAUACUUAAAAAGUUGAUAUUUAUUAAAUAAAUAUUGUAUUUAAUACUGAUAAUGUAAUCCAUCAAGCUGUUAGAGAAGUGUAACUGAAGGUUCAUAUGCUGUAUAAUUUACUAUUUUUUUUGUCAUCAUCAUUUGUAAAUUAAACAAUUCAGCAUUUCAUAUUAUACAUAAACCUGCUGAAUUUGUAAAAAAGAUUUACCUUUCUUUUGAGUUUGGAACAGUCCGUUCAAAGUUUUAAUGGCACAUUAUGCCUCGGAAACGAAUGUAUUUUUUUCCUUUUUUAGAUAGGGCAAACAUGAGUUUCAUAAUGUGUAAAUAAUGGUUUCAGAGCAUAUAAGAUGAUUAUCACUUGGAGAAAGUAAUUAAAAACUGAAUGUGAUGUAAUUUGUUAUGAAAAUAUGGAAAUGUAAAAAAAAACAACUAGUAAUUUGACAUACUAAACCGCUAUGCCUCUACUAAAUGCCAAAAAGCAAUAGAAGCAAAAAUGGUUUUAAUAUAUAUGGCCAAUGAGUAACUUUUCAAAACUAUAACAGGAGAUCAAAACUAAAAAGAUUUUGAAUAAUAAAGAUAAAAGCAUUUCUGAGGCAUAAUAGGCCUUUAAAGAAUGUCAGCAUCAAAUUACAGAAAUUGAGAUAGCCAGAGUAUAGAGCCUGGUCAGACUGCAAAGAUGUACAGGCUGGCCUGGCUAUAUAUUGGUGGCAAAGACUAAUCACCUUCCAGCAGGUUGCCACAGGGCUUCCAUUAAGUUCUUAGAAUACACCAAUUAACAGUUUCCAUAUGAACUACAUAAAUAACCGAGGUAUAUCAAGUGAAAAAAUACAAGUUGUUUUCCUUACCUUCGAGUAAAAUGGCUAUCUCUAAUGCUAAACAAUACAAAUUAAGCUGUCUUUAAACCGCUUAGUUUGUUGUGAUCUAAUGUCCGAUUUCAAAAUUGAUUACACCAAUGGAAAGCUUUGGAUCUUAGCUACAUCACAGUAUAUAUUUCAAAACAUCUUUGGACACCAAAGUAUUUAAAUUAACUUUUAAACCUACCACAAGUUAGACCAUUUUACAUACGAUUUAUACAGUUAUAUACGCAACCGGUUAUCUUUACUCGAAAAACUACUGAUAAGAAUAGCCUGUCUUCUGUUAGUUUGGAAACUGUUUAUUGGUGUUUUUUGUAAGUCAGAGACUGCAAACUCUCAAACACUGAGUUACAUUAUAUAGGAAAUAAGGAAAAACCAGGACAUUUUGGAAAUCACAAGCCAAAUCAAGAAGUAAAUGACCUUCAAACUUCAACUUAUGGAAGCUCAUGGUUGCCAGGGGAAGUGGCAAGCAUCUUUACAGACUUUUUAUGUUAUUUUAGAAACGUUUUUUUUUAGCUAUGGCCUUUAUUAUCUGUCUUUUUCACAAGUAACUUUGAAGUAAGACCACAAUUUAAAAUAUACAUUUAUACCAGUUUAAUUAAUUGUAUUGUGUUUUGAGGAAAACCUUUACAUGAAAGAGUACUAUUUAACAUUAUUUACAUCUUAUACCCAUACAUGAUAGAUCUGUGUUCAAAUCUCCACUAGUCUGCAUUAUGUUAAAAAAAAUGUA
This is a messenger RNA of Ruditapes philippinarum (Manila clam), 4705 nucleotides long. RefSeq lists its product as uncharacterized. The transcript has 22 exons. The coding region runs from base 54 to 2696 and encodes 880 amino acids. Gene Ontology annotation, molecular function: ubiquitin protein ligase binding. NCBI's taxonomy places the organism in Eukaryota, Metazoa, Mollusca, Bivalvia, Venerida, Veneridae. The record is from RefSeq and is a predicted model, not a curated record. Gene Ontology annotation, cellular component: cytoplasm. Gene Ontology annotation, biological process: proteasome-mediated ubiquitin-dependent protein catabolic process; regulation of proteolysis.